UGUUGUGAUAAACUUAUUAAAUAGAAAUUUUUGAUGAUGGCAAAAGGGACACUAAACAGCAGCAAUGAGGAAACUGUUGCUGAGCUAAGAGCAGAAAUUGAAACACUCAAAGAGAAAUUAUCCGAGGAAAAACAAAAACUGAACGAUGUUGAGCUAACAACAGCAGCUGCUAAACUGGAAGUGGUCACCAAUCUAAACAUGAAGGUGCGUCGUCUGCUGAAGGGUCAUCAGGGAAAAGUGCUGAGCAUGGACUGGAGCACAGACAGAAGGCACUGUGUGAGCACUUCACAGGACGGGAAAAUGCUAGUCUGGGACGCGUUCACUACCAAUAAGAAACAUGCCGUAACAAUGCCGACUACAUGGGUGAUGGCUUGUGCAUAUUCACCAUCUGGAUCUUUGGUAUCUUGUGGAGGUUUGGACAACAAGUGUCAUGUUUACAAGCUGAGCAUGGAAGAAGAUGUGAGCGCCACCAAGAGAACUGUGGCUGUGCAUACAGGAUACAUGUCCUGCUGUCAGUUCGACCACUCUGACAACCAGAUUCUGACUGGUAGUGGGGACAGUACUCUGGCACUGUGGGAUGUGGAGAGCUGUAAACAGAUGCAGGUGUUCAACAGCCACCAGGCAGAUGUGACUAGUGUGAACAUCUCGCCAGCAGAGACAGGCUACACUUUCGUGUCUGGAGGUGCGGACAAGAUGGCCAUAGUAUGGGACAUCAGAACUGGUCAGCCGGUGCAGACAUUUGAGGGGCCAGAGGCGGACAUCAACUGUGUUAAGUUCUACCCCAGUGGAGAUGCAUUCGCAGUGGCCUCCGAUGACGCCACCUGUCGCUUGUUUGACCUCAGGGCAGACCGGGAGGUGAACUGCUUCGCCAAGGACAGCAUCAUUUUCCCAGCCACAUGUCUCGACUUCUCUCUCAGUGGCCGUGUGCUGUUCGCGGGCUACAAUGACUACACGGUGAAUGUGUGGGAUACCCUAAAGGGAUCCCGCAUCGCCAUCCUGUUCGGUCACGACAAUCGCGUGUCCUGUCUGGGAGUGUCACCGGACGGGUGUGCCCUCAUGACAGGCUCCUGGGACCACACACUCAGGGUGUGGGCUUAGUCAUGUUUGCUAAUUAGCAGCCAUCAAACACUUCUUCAAGGAUUCAAAUGAAGUUAUUGGUCAGAACCAAUAUCAAUCUGAAGUCGCCAAAGCGAAUCCUCUUCUACACAUCGUAAUUUAUACGCAAUCACCAAUGCAGCUGCAAUAUUUCCAAAGACUCCCCAGUGAAAAACUCUCUUGAUAUAUCCUUGCGCAUUUGCAAAGCAGUUAAUUCACUUCAAAAUCAUGCAAUUAGAAUCUUAUUCCCGGGAAUCUUAUUCCCAUCUUUUGUAAUAAAAAGAAGCAAAUCUUUCCGGAAAUGUUCAUACAAGCUACUUAAAUCUGUAAAUUUUAAACAGAAUUGCAAUUUUAGUAAAUUAGAAAAAGUUCUCAAAUCUUCGAGGAGCUGUCAUGCUCUUUGUUGAUGAAAUUAUCCAAAAUUGAUUUAAAUUUAGAUAUGCAAAUUCUUAAUUAGUAGAAGUGCAGUAUUACAAUAUCGCAAUUGAUUUCCCAGUAAUUUUUAGCACUCUUCUUCCCUUAUUUAUGGAGUUUCUAUAUUCUUCGUUUUCCCUCAAUCUAUUUUUGUAUACCG
Symsagittifera roscoffensis is the source of this 1669-nucleotide messenger RNA. RefSeq names its product guanine nucleotide-binding protein subunit beta-5a-like. NCBI's taxonomy places the organism in Eukaryota, Metazoa, Xenacoelomorpha, Acoela, Convolutidae. Gene Ontology annotation, molecular function: protein binding; signaling receptor complex adaptor activity. The coding region runs from base 34 to 1098 and encodes 354 amino acids. Gene Ontology annotation, cellular component: heterotrimeric G-protein complex; cytoplasm. The record is from RefSeq and is a predicted model, not a curated record. The transcript is spliced from 9 exons. Gene Ontology annotation, biological process: G protein-coupled dopamine receptor signaling pathway; G protein-coupled receptor signaling pathway.